Amaranthus tricolor (Joseph's coat) is the source of this 1486-nucleotide messenger RNA. Its product is annotated as 60S acidic ribosomal protein P0-like. The record is from RefSeq and is a predicted model, not a curated record. Gene Ontology annotation, cellular component: cytosolic large ribosomal subunit. NCBI's taxonomy places the organism in Eukaryota, Viridiplantae, Streptophyta, Magnoliopsida, Caryophyllales, Amaranthaceae. The transcript has 5 exons. Gene Ontology annotation, molecular function: structural constituent of ribosome; large ribosomal subunit rRNA binding. The coding region runs from base 348 to 1313 and encodes 321 amino acids. Gene Ontology annotation, biological process: ribosome biogenesis; ribosomal large subunit assembly; cytoplasmic translation.
GUUGGGUCCAACCAAAAACCCAACAUUCGAAAACCAUCAGAUCAAACCCAACAAUAAUCCCAUACCGUCCGAUCUAGGUCAAAUUUCACUCAUUACCCUCAUAUCAAAUUCACCGUAUAUAUAACCUCUCAAAAAUUCAUUUUCCCUUAGCUGCGAAACAUAAACUAGGGUUUUUUUCUAAGUAGAUUUCCGUUUCUUAAAUACAAACAAAAUCCCCGGAGGUUAAAGAGACGGCGCCGCCGCUGUCCGCCUUGACAAAGCACCGUUCCUAGCUUUCGUCUUGGCCCUCGAUUUUGUUACCCUAAUUUUUCCGAUUGCUCAGAAUAUUUUGCUUUUAAUCUUCAACAAUGGCAGUGAAACCAUCGAAAGCCGAGAAGAAGCUGGCAUAUGAUGCUAAGUUAUGCCAACUUUUGGAUGAGUACAGUCAAGUUUUGGUUGCUUCAGCUGAUAAUGUUGGUUCAAAUCAGCUUCAGGCUAUUAGAAAGGGUUUAAGAGGUGAUUCAAUUGUUCUUAUGGGAAAAAAUACUAUGAUGAAAAGAUCUAUUAGACUUCAUGCUGAGAAGACCGGUAACGAGAAUUUGCGCAAACUUGAGCAGUUGUUGGUGGGAAAUGUUGGAUUGAUCUUCACUAAGGGUGAUUUGAAGGAAGUUAGGGAGGAGAUUUCCAAGUACAAGGUUGGAGCUCCUGCCCGUGUUGGUUUGAUUGCACCAAUUGAUGUCGUUGUCCCUCCUGGCAACACUGGUCUUGACCCCUCCCAGACAUCUUUCUUCCAGGUGCUCAACAUCCCCACCAAGAUUAACAAGGGUACAGUCGAAAUUAUCACUCCUGUAGAGCUUAUCAAGAAGGGUGACAAGGUGGGUUCCUCUGAGGCUGCUCUUCUUGCAAAGCUUGGAAUUAGGCCUUUCUCAUAUGGUCUUAACAUCGAGUCAGUGUACGACGAUGGGUCUGUCUUCAGCCCUGAAGUACUUGACUUGACCGAGGACGACCUCCUUGAGAAGUUUGCCGGUGGUGUGUCCAUGGUCACUUCCCUUGCCCUUGCUAUUUCCUACCCAACUUUGGCUGCUGCUCCUCACAUGUUCCUCAAUGCCUACAAGAAUGUCCUUGCUAUUGCUGUGGCAACCGACUACGACUUCCCUCAAGCUGAGAAGGUCAAGGAGUACCUCAAGGAUCCGAGCAAGUUUGCUGUUGCUGCUGCCCCUGUUGCCGGUGCUGCUAGUGGAGGUUCUGGCGGUGCUGCUGCUCCUGUUGAAGAGAAGAAGGAUGAGCCUGCUGAGGAAUCAGAUGAUGAUAUGGGUUUCAGUCUCUUCGACUAAGUUCACUUUUAUUUAUUUAUUUAAAUCAGAUGUUACGGGUUGUGUUUGAUGUUGCUCUGUUUUGACUUUCAAGACUUAAAAAAAUUUUCAUGCUAUGUUUUGACACUAUGAUAGGUUCUGUUCUUAUUGUAGACGUGCAGUUGGAUGAAAGCGUUUUGCUGGUUUUUUAAUCA